Neohortaea acidophila is the source of this 885-nucleotide messenger RNA. RefSeq lists its product as uncharacterized. NCBI's taxonomy places the organism in Eukaryota, Fungi, Ascomycota, Dothideomycetes, Mycosphaerellales, Teratosphaeriaceae. The coding region runs from base 218 to 847 and encodes 209 amino acids. The record is from RefSeq and is a predicted model, not a curated record. The transcript has 3 exons.
AUUGUAUGGAGGGUCGCAGGUAAGAAGGCCAUGUUGCGACCAUCGGGUUUAGCCGGAGGGUUUGCAGCUGCGGGGUUGUCACGAGGCUCUCAGCCCUGCGACGAUCGGAAGAAGACGGAAGGCGAGCAGCUUACCGACUCUUCAUUAUGCGAACGAGGACACUGCGGGUAGUGGAAAUACCAGACGAUUCAUUUCCGAAGCACUGUCGCCAGCAAAAAUGGCUCCUCGAGUUUUGGUCCUGAGCCCCCCGCGCAUGGGCACGCAAUCGGUCGCGGACGCUCUCAUAAUCCUUGGAUAUGAGCGUGUCUACCACAUGCGGGAAGUCGGCAAAAACGGACACGCGCGGCAAUGGGCGGACUUGUUGCAUGCCAGAUUCGGUGAGCAGCCUCGCCAGCUUCGGCGCGAGGACUUUGAACCGCUGCUGGGGGACUUUGAUGCGCUGGCGGAUUUCCCCGCCUCCAUCUUCGCCGAAGACCUCAUCCAGCUGUAUCCCGAAGCGAAAGUAAUCCUGCUGCAGCGAGACGAGGAUGCGUGGUUCAGAUCAAUGGAGUCCACACUUGGCCGGCCUCGAAGCGAAGAUGAGGCUCCGAGUCCCAUGCAGCCCUUACGGGACGCGUAUCGCAAGUAUUGCUGGAAAGACGAUUUUGCGACUUACGGGAGGGAGUACCUAAGGAGCUAUGAGGCUCUGGUGAGGGCAAAGACGCCGCGGGAAAGGUUGCUUGAGUUUCCCACUGCUGGUGGAUGGGAGCCGCUUUGUCGGUUUUUGCACAAGGAUCUUCCGGACGUGGAGUAUCCUAAUCGAGACGAUCAUCGAGAGUGGAAGGGCGAGAGGGAGACACGGUCUUAGCACGUAUUCGCUGCUGUGGGAAUGAAUAACCCGCUAGU